Molecule: messenger RNA, 2110 nt
Organism: Adineta steineri
Lineage: Eukaryota; Metazoa; Rotifera; Eurotatoria; Adinetida; Adinetidae
Source: the annotation of a GenBank genome assembly
AAGAAAAAUGUCAACAAUGCAUAUUAAUAAUUUCGAUUUAUUUAAAUUCAAUUUUUCAUACAUAAACCUCGAGCAAAUAUAAGAAACCUUGUGGAAAAUCCAUCAUAAUGGGAUUUUUAUUUUUGUAAAUGACAUAACUUUGUUUAAAAUUUGUAAUUGAAAUAUUGAUAAUACUAGUUCAAUUUUAUACAAAUUUCUUUUCAUAUUUUCAAAAAUAAACAUCUUUUUCUAUUGGUUUAUUAAAAAUACAAUGGACACAAAGCAUCCUAUAUUUGAGUGUCUAAAAAAGAUUCGAUGGAAAUCGUUGGAAAAUAAUGUUUAAGACACAUCAGCGUCUUAUUAUUUCAAUGUCUAAAAAUAAGACAUGCCAAAUGUCUAACUGGCGACUCAAUUAGACUUUAGACGGUUGUACCGUCUUGUAAGACACAUGGCAUUUUUUAGAGUGUAAAGAGGAUAUGGUAAAGAUAAAGUUUAAUACGCUAUAGAUAAUAUAGUAGGAAAACCAAAGGAUAUCAAAAAGUACUACAAAAAAAAGAAAUAUAGCCAGGAGAAAAAACAAACUUAUCACUCUCGACGAAUAUUGUCGAAUCGGGUCAUGGCACCAAUUGUUAGACUGUAGCUAACAACUCCUGGUUCUCCUUUUAUUAUUUCUAAGAGAAGAUAGAAAAGACCUAGCUUGGUCCAGAUGAUCAAUCAAGAGGAACUAGAAGUGAGAGAAGAAAAGAGAGGUAGUGGUGAAAGAUGCUACUACCUAAGAUAUUGGUCAGUUUUUUAGAUUGCCUGUAGCAACCGUAGGGUUCAUUUUGUUUUUCGGAAAAAAGUAGAUGUCGACCUUUCCCUGGGUGUAGACAUCAUUUCUGGAAAGUUUCAUUGCAUUUGCUCGUACUGUCUCCAAAUGCAUAAAGAACAAACAAACAGACAAACAUUCUUCUUUAUAUAUAUAGAAGAUAACAUUGAAAUAAAGAUUUUUACUCAUUAUUGUAGAAAUAACAAAUUUCAAAAUACAACAAACGAAGAUUCGUUCUUAGCAACAUUCACCGAAUCAGAUGCUGAUAAAUAUUUAUCUGAACUUUUACAAGUAUUCGAAGAACAAUCUUUUCAAACUGAAACUGAUACAUUAAUGGAAGUCACAAAAAUAUUUGAUGAUAUUGAAACAAAUAAUGAACAGUUUCCUUCAGUUGAAAAUCUCAUAAACACAAUAGAUCCAACUUCAUUGACUACUUGGUUAACAUCGACGCAAAAUAAAGAUUUAAUUGAUCGUGUCGACGAAUAUCAAGAAAAACUAUUAAAUUCUUCAUCUUCACCAUCGAUUUCAACAAAUUCAACAACAUCAAAUAUUUCCGUAAAAAACAAUAUGAAGAAAAGAAAAUUAGAUCCAAUUGAAAAUCUUGAGAGAACUCUUGUUGUAAUGAGAUUACGUGAAGAUAUAAAUGAAAUUAAUCUAUACAAUCAUUUCCAUCAAUCAAUUCAAGUAACAAUAAAACAAUGUCAAACAUCAUCUCUCGAAUAUGCGUUUAUUUUACAUAAAACAAAAGAAGAAGCAGAAUCAAAUCUUUUAAAACCUAUUAAUUAUAUUCUUCUUGGCUCACAAUGUCAUGUCGAAUAUGCAUGUAAGUCUCCAUUUAUUCCUCUAGAUCAUCAAUCAUAUGAUAAACAAACAAUUGUAAUUACAAAUAUACCAGAAAAUGUUACUGCAGAUGAUUUACGUCAUUUAUUUACCAACUCUAGUAUAUUAAAGUAUUGUCCAGCACGGAUUAUUCAACGUAAAUCUACCUCCAUUGAUAUUUCAGGCAAAAACAAGAUUUUAUGGGGAUAUGCAUUUCUUAGUUACGACAAUGUUCAACAAGCUGCCGAUGUUAUUGAACAUGCUCAACAAUAUCAUAUCAAUGCAAAAAAUGACAUUCUAUCAUUAUCACAGUUUCAAAUGGCAGUUGCUGGGGCUUUAUUAAAAUCAGUAGCACCAGAACGUCCAGUCCAGCGGGGACGACCAACUGCACAUCUUCGAUCAAAAACAAAUAGUCAAUCUAAGCAACGUCGAGCUAUAUCUAUUCAACCCCCAUUAACAGUACUCGUCGUGAUGGAUUUCAUCACUGGCCAAAGUCAACAAUAA